Messenger RNA from Drosophila teissieri, 638 nucleotides. RefSeq names its product larval cuticle protein A2B (gene Ccp84Af). NCBI's taxonomy places the organism in Eukaryota, Metazoa, Arthropoda, Insecta, Diptera, Drosophilidae. Gene Ontology annotation, cellular component: extracellular matrix. The transcript is spliced from 2 exons. The coding region runs from base 150 to 605 and encodes 151 amino acids. The record is from RefSeq and is a predicted model, not a curated record.
GUUUCAAUUCAUUUUUCGCAUUUUGCUUUUACCCUGAUUCAGUGGGUAUAAAAAGCAGUACUCGUGGUCCAGUAAAUCAUUCCACAGCUUCUCUGUCUUCGCAGCAGUUAACCACGGAUAACCACCAGCCCGCUUCCAAGUCUAGAGUCAUGGCCUUCAAGUUCCUCGCUGUUCUCGCCCUCGUUUCGGUCGUCAGUGGCGGAGUGCUUCCCGUCCAGCAGGUGUACCAUGCCGCCCCCGCUGUAGCUACCUACGCCCACGCCCCUGUCGCCGUUGCCCACGCCCAGCCGGUUCUGUCCAAGGCCGCCGAGGAGUACGAUCCUCAUCCCCAGUACAAGUUCGCCUACGAUGUCCAGGACUCGCUCUCCGGGGACUCGAAGAGCCAGGUGGAGGAACGUGAUGGCGACGUGGUCCAUGGCGAGUACUCCCUGAUCGAUUCCGAUGGCUUCAAGCGCAUUGUUCAGUACACCUCCGACCCGGUCAACGGGUUCAACGCCGUCGUCAACCGCGUGCCCCUGGAUCACGUGAAGACCGUGGUGAAGACCGUGGCACCUGUGGCAGUGGCUGCUGCCCCUAUUCCAGUGGCCUACCAUCAGCACCACUAAGGAACUCUUUGUGAACUGUUUGUAAAUCAAAUA